UAGUUUACUUUCUUUCCCACUUGGCUUUAAAGAUAAUUGCUUUGGUGCAGUUGGGCAGUGCCCCACCAUUUUAAAUUUUCAGAAACCGCAGAAGAUUUGAAGCCAAAUAACACUGACAUCUCUCUGUGCGUCUCCAUGCAAUUUCUUUCUUCUGGGUCAUUCAUAAUUUGCCCUUUGGUUUCAUUAGCGUAUUGCUAUAAGUUCUCUCUGUUUCUUUCAAUUGAGGAGUCAAUGCUGAGGCAACGGGUUUCAAAGCCCAAGAACAGGGAGCUCGUGCUCGUGCAUGUGGGGUUGUGAAGUAUAGUCUUUGGACAGUCAAAUCUCGUGGUUUUAGCUUUGGCUUCUAAACUUACUGGAACUAGCUUCGCCAUUUCGAUUUGGGUUUUUAUGUUUCUGCUUCUGCGACUAGUGGAAGUAGAAUGCAUUUGAAGGGGUGGUUUCUUUGCUGAGCUUUUGUUUGCUCCUCGGGAAAUGUGAACCAGAGUUCCUUACUUAUAGGGGUUCUCGGAUAGAGUCGUUCACUUGUCCAUUUUCAUCAAUUUGGUCGUGAGAUGUAGAAAGAGCUGCUAGAUUGUAAAGAAAGCAUCGACCUAGAAUUCUGAGAUUUUUUUGGUCCCUCAAUAUAUUGAACUUUUUUGGUGCAUUCUCUUGGUACUCUGUUAUUUAAAUCCAUUUCUUUGCUGGAUACUCGCGAGGUCAUAUUCAGUUUGUCUCAGCUGGUUUUUGGACUGAAGUUACUCUCAGAGCCAGAGGGGGCAGGCCCGCCCAGCAAAGGAGAGAAGGAGAGAACUUCUGACUUCAUCAAUUGGGAAUAAAUCAGAGAAGAUUCAUUCGCACACACCCUUCUUCAUUUGUCACUUUCAAGGAGUAUUGGGACCUUAAAGCUUUUCCACAAAGGCAAAUACAGUUUUCUUUUAAAUUAUUUGGCAGUAAGCAUCAUGUAAACUUCAGGGAUUUCUGUUCAUACUUUGAAUGAUCUAGCCAUCCUCGGGAAGUUAGCAGUGCUUCAUUUUUCUUCCUUUUUCUGAACAGUGACCAUCGAUGACCUUGAUUGAGGUCUGGUAAGCCUGCCAGAUUGGUGUAAAACUUGAGCUUUUAGGAACAUAUCUGAAGGUUUAUCUGAAAAAGUUGUUUGAGAUGGCUGAAAAUGCACAGGAGAUGCGAUCUUUGGCUUUGACGCCCACUUGGUCUGUUGCAUCUGUGCUGACUAUUUUUGUUGCAGUCUCUUUGCUUGUUGAGCGGUCCAUUCACCGGCUAAGCACUUGGUUGGGGAAAACUAACCGAAAGCCAUUAUUUGAGGCAGUGGAGAAAAUGAAAGAAGAGUUAAUGCUGCUUGGAUUUAUUUCUCUCCUUUUAACCGCUACAUCAACCUCGAUAGCAAAUAUCUGCAUCCCAUCAAAGUUCUAUGAUACCCCUUUUACUCCAUGCACCAAAUCUGAGAUCGAGGAACAAAAAGAAGACAGUUCAACUGAGGAACGGAAACUAUAUACGGUUUCUGUUUUACCCCAUUUGUUCAGGCGGAUGCUUAAUGUGAAUAAGAACACCUGCAAAGAGGGUUAUGAGCCGUUUGUUUCAUAUGAAGGUCUUGAGCAAUUGCAUCGUUUUAUCUUUAUAAUGGCAGUAACUCAUAUAUCUUAUAGCUGCUUAACAAUGUUACUGGCAAUUGUGAAGAUUCACGGAUGGAGAGUAUGGGAAGAUGAAACCCACGUGGACAGACAUGAUUCACUAAAUGACAUCACAAGAGAAAUGACGAUGCGGAGGCAAUCAACCUUUGUUCGAUAUCACGCUUCAAAUCCUAUGACCAGGAACGGUUUUCUCAUUGAUGAGCUACAUCCAGAAGGACCUGAUGAUGAAAUCAAAUGGAAGAAUUGGAUAAUGAUGAAAACAUGUUUCUUCCGGCAAUUUGGGAAUUCUGUAGUUCGUGCCGACUAUCUCACACUCCGCAAGGGCUUCAUCAUGAAUCACCACCUCUCCUUGACAUAUGAUUUCCACAGUUACAUGAUUCGCUCAAUGGAAGAAGAAUUCAAAAGGAUAGUUGGUGUGAGUGGCCCGCUGUGGGGAUUCGUUGUUGCAUUCAUGCUCUUUAAUGUUAAAGGCUCUAAUUUGUAUUUCUGGAUAGCAAGCAUUCCGAUUACUCUUGUUCUUUUUGUGGGCACGAAGCUGCAGCAUGUAAUUGCAACAUUGGCAUUGGAGAGUGCUGGUAUAACUGGUUCUUUCUCGGGUUCGAAAUUAAAGCCAAGAGAUGAUCUUUUCUGGUUUAAGAAGCCUGAACUCCUCUUGUCCUUGAUCCACUUUAUCCUUUUCCAGAAUGCGUUCGAGUUGGCAUCAUUCUUCUGGUUCUGGUGGCAAUUUGGAUAUAAUUCUUGCUUUAUUAGGAAUCAUCUGCUUGUCUAUGCAAGACUCAUCUUGGGAUUCGCCGGGCAGUUCCUUUGCAGCUACAGCACCUUGCCCUUAUAUGCUCUUGUAACUCAGAUGGGAACAAACUAUAAAGCUGCAUUAAUUCCACAAAGAAUAAGGGAAACAAUGCAUGGAUGGGGUAAGGCAGCAAGAAGAAAGAGAAGGCUUCGCUUAUUCACUGAUGACACCACGAUUCACACCGAAACAAGCACAGUGAUGUCACUUGAGGAUGACGACCAUCGGCUUAUUGAUGAUACUCCCGAAACUAUAGCUGACUAUAUGGAAAUCGAGCUACAGCCAACUGCUGCAUCAGAUGUAUCUGAUCCCUUUGCUAAUGAAAGGCCAAGCAGGGCUAGAACGCCUGUUCUACAACCCUCUGCAUCUCUUUCUUCACCAGCUGAUCCGAAGUUUGAGAUGGAAAGCUUUAUGAGAAGCAUUUCCAUGCCAGCCAAAAGAUAGUGCAGUGAAAACAUAACAGCCGAGAGAAAGAAAACGACAGCGGAGCAGUACCAAUAGCGAUAGUUGCAUAUAAAUCAGUAUGUGAUUUGGUCGAAAUCAAGUGUUUGAAAAUAUGAGGCUAGAGGUUUAUAGGGAUACUCAUACUGAACAUGAACUUGUGAAAGUCAGCAUAUGUAACAUAUUCAUGAAAAAGCUUGAUACGUAGAGAAAAGUUCUGCAUUUAAA
Messenger RNA from Momordica charantia (bitter melon), 3081 nucleotides. Its product is annotated as MLO-like protein 11. The record is from RefSeq and is a predicted model, not a curated record. NCBI's taxonomy places the organism in Eukaryota, Viridiplantae, Streptophyta, Magnoliopsida, Cucurbitales, Cucurbitaceae. Gene Ontology annotation, cellular component: membrane. Gene Ontology annotation, biological process: defense response.